UUAAUUGACAUAGGUCGUGAUAGGUUAAAUGGGUUUGCUAUAAGAAUACAUGUGUUGUAGCUGCCCUCUACCUUUUUUAGUAGGUUCGUUUGACAUAACCGCUGGAUCCUUGUAUAUAUCUCAAUCCUUUUUCGCAGGUCAAUCUUUACACCCUGUAUCUAUUCUUCUUCGUUUACUUUUUAGUCCAUUACCUGUAAAGACAUCAAGAUGCGUUUUUUUGAGGCUGCCACUGUGGCUUUGACAGCUGCUUCCACUGCCUAUGGCGCCCCCAUGGAGAAGCGCGCUGCCGCCGUUGACGAGCUUGUUGGUUUUGGUGCUGGCACCACAGGAGGAGGAAGUGGAGCCGGUACCACUGUCACCAACUGCGCUGGCCUGACUGCUGCCGCCAAAGUCGGAGGUGUCAUCAAGAUCAAGGGCACGCUCACCGGCUGCGGCAUUGUCCGCUUCGAUGUCCCCGGCACCUCCAUCCUCGGUGUAGGCAAGGACGCCGGAAUCACUGACGGUGGUUUCCGCUUCUUCAAGACUUCCAACAUCAUUGUCCGUAACCUCAAGUUCUACCGUGCUCCCGAGGGCAAGGAUCUCAUCGACAUUGAAGCCACCACCAAGGUCUGGAUUGACCACAACGAUUUCUCCAGCAUUGGUAUCACCGGCGACAAGGACAAGUACGAUGGUCUCUUGGACGCAAAGUCUGGAUCUGACUUUUUGACUUUCUCAUGGAACAAGUUCCACGACCACUGGAAGGGUUCCCUGGUCGGCCACUCCGAUAACAACGGAUCCGUGGACAAGGGCAAGCUGCGCGUGACUUACCACCACAACUCCUUCACUGCAAUCAACUCGCGUCUGCCCUCCAUCCGCUUCGGCACAGGCCACGUCUACAACUCGUGCUUCAACGGCGGCGUUUCCGGCAUCAACUCGCGCAUGGGCGCUCAAGUGCUCGUUGAGUCGAAUUCCUUCACCAAUGUUGCCAAGUCGGUUGUUACCAACCUCGACUCUGACGAGGAGGGCUUUGCGACGGAGAAGAACAAUGUUUUCAGCAACAGCCCUACCCAGAUUACCAAGAAUGGCUCUUUCACGCCCAGCUACAAGUACACUGUUGACCCUGCGGCCAGUGUCUGCAGCAUCGUGGCCAAGAGUGCUGGUGUCGGCGUUGUCACCUUCUAAGCUACUAAAGCGUGUCACGAGGAGUUGGACCUGAUGGUAGCGCGAUGUUGUUGAUUUGUACAUACAAUAUUUUCU
Molecule: messenger RNA, 1236 nt
Organism: Bipolaris sorokiniana ND90Pr
Lineage: Eukaryota; Fungi; Ascomycota; Dothideomycetes; Pleosporales; Pleosporaceae
Product: polysaccharide lyase family 1 protein
Exons: 2
Coding region: 208-1161 (317 amino acids)
Molecular function (GO): pectate lyase activity
Source: RefSeq, a predicted model, not a curated record